Gilbertella persicaria is the source of this 1740-nucleotide messenger RNA. RefSeq lists its product as uncharacterized. NCBI's taxonomy places the organism in Eukaryota, Fungi, Mucoromycota, Mucoromycetes, Mucorales, Choanephoraceae. The record is from RefSeq and is a predicted model, not a curated record. Gene Ontology annotation, molecular function: protein binding; electron transfer activity. The transcript has 5 exons. Gene Ontology annotation, cellular component: cytosol. The coding region runs from base 1 to 1740 and encodes 579 amino acids.
AUGUCUAACCCCUUACGUAUCUUUGUUCCUGUUAAGCGUGUUGUUGACUAUGCUGUCAAGGUACGUGUCAACGCCACCAAGACUGACGUUGACCGUAACGUCAAGCACAGUAUGAACCCCUUUGAUGAAAUUGCCGUUGAAGAAGCUGUCCGUAUUAAGGAAAAGUCUCCCAAGACUGAAGUUGUUGCUAUUUCUUGUGGUACUGCCAAGUCCCAAGAAACCCUCAGAACUGCUUUAGCUAUGGGUGCUGACCGUGCUGUUCACGUUGAAGUCAAGGACGACAGUACACUUCAGCCUUUGGCUGUUGCCAAGUUAUUAAAGGCUAUUGCUGAUAAGGAAGCAGAGAAGCCUGAUCUUUUCAUCUUGGGUAAGCAAGCUAUUGAUGACGAUGCCAGUCAAACUGGACAAAUGCUCGCCGGUUUGCUCAACUGGCCACAGACUGCUUUCGCUUCUAAAGUUGAGAUCAAUGGUAAGGACUUGAAGGUUGUUCGUGAAAUUGAUGGUGGUCUUGAGACUGUUGCUACCAAGUUGCCUGCCAUCAUCACUACUGAUUUGCGUCUUAAUGAACCUCGUUAUGCUUCUCUUCCCAACAUCAUGAAGGCCAAGAAGAAGCCUUUGGUUAAGCUUACACCUGAAGAUCUCGGUGUUGAUAUCUCACCUCGUCUUCAAACAUUAAAGGUUGAAGAACCUGCUAAGCGUGUUGGUGGUCGUAAAGUCGAGAAUGUGGACGAAUUGGUUGAUAAGUUGCGCAACGAAGCCAAAGUCUUUGCUGAUGCUGCAGAGUUUUGUCCUUUUGAGGAUCAUGCUAACUAUUUAGCAGUCGGUACUUAUCAACUCACGGACGAGCAGCAAGAAAAGGUGCGCGUUAGAAAAGGAAAGACCUAUUUAUUUGACGUGACAAAAGGACUUAUACCAACGCAAGUAAUUGAGACACCUGCUGUACUUGACAUGAAGUGGAGUCAUGCCCUUAUAGACGACAAACAAGUUUUAGGUAUUGUUGACUCCAUAGGUGGUUGUCAUAUGUAUGGCUUUGAUGACCAAGAUCAAUUGCAACUUAUGGAUCAUUUUCAGGCAACAGACGAUACAAGUGUUCUUUGCUUAUCCCUAGAUUGGGCUAGUCGUGUCAAUCGAUCAGAUAGGCGUAUUGUUACUUCUCACUCAAAUGGUGAUAUCAAUAUUUUAGCACCUGCAGAAACCGGAUACCAAAUACAAGAUCAAUGGCACGCACAUGACCUGGAAGCAUGGAUUACUGCUUUUGAUUAUUGGAACACAAAUAUUGUGUACUCAGGAGCUGACGAUGGCCUCUUUAAAGGCUGGGAUACACGUACACAGACAACCACUUUUGUUUAUAAACGACACGCAAUGGGCGUUACUACCAUGCAAUCCAACCCUCAUCAAGAAUUUCAAUUGGCUACAGGAAGUUACGAUGAAACAAUCUAUUUCUGGGACACCCGUGCGAUGAGACAGCCAUUACAUACAUUCCAGACACCUGGUGGGGGUAUAUGGCGACUCAAGUGGCAUCCAACCCGGUCUAAUCGAUUAUUGUCUGCUUCCAUGCAUGCAGGUGCAUUUGUGGUUGAUGUAAACACUGAAAACACACAAGCUCAACUGGCAACAAGCUUCUUGGAUCAUAAUUCCAUGGCUUAUGGAGCUGAUUGGUCUUUUGCUGACCCAGAGUUAGUGGCGUCUUGUUCUUUUUAUGAUCAUGUCUUACAUCUCUGGAAAUCAACAGCUCAGUAA